UAUAAUACGUUCUAUACAAAUAUUUCGUUUGACAUUUUGGGUACCUUAAUUUACCCAAUUCUUCGCCAUUGUGACGAGUUGUUAUCACUUUGCCAUAUCGGAUUUCCUUUAGGAAACAGUCUUACAGAAAAUAAGAAUGUUGGGCAGGUCUUUCUUUGCCAGCAUGGACAAUGAUCCAUUUUUUGAAGGUCACCAAGAACACAUGAGAAACAUGGACAGAAUGUUUCAAGAUCCUUUUGGUAUGUUUGGAGGUCAUCCUAUGUUGCAGGGAGGUCAUCCUAUGUUGCAGGGACCAGCGAGGGAUAAUCAGCAAAGAAUCUCUCAACGAAGUAACAACCUGGCAAUGUCUCCUUUUGUGCCGUUUGGUGGCAUGUUUGGCAACAUGUUCAUGAACAUGAACAGUAUGAUGACCAAUAUGGAUAGGACAUUUGAGAAUGCCAGAAAUGACCCAAAUGCCCAUGUGUAUUCCCAGUCCUCCGUAUAUUCAUACACAAACACCGGAGGAGAGGGAAGCAGACCAAGGGUGUACCAGGCCACUUCCUCUGUCCGACAAGCGCCAGGAGGGGUUAAGGAGUCCAGAAAAUCUGUGAGAGAUUCUGAAAAGGGUGAAAAAAUGGCUAUUGGUCACCACAUUAACGAUCGGGCUCACAUUAUCCAAAAGACCAGAAGAAGGGAUGGUGACAUUGAGGAGGAUGAGGAGAUCAUAAACAUGGAUGAAAAUGAAAAGGAGCGUUUUGACAGAGAAUUUCAAGAGAAAACAAGGGAAUCAAUGAGAGGACUGGAGUACAGACGAAGAGGUGAAAGGUCAGAUAGAAGAGCGCUUCCUGAUCCCACCGAGAGACGCGGCUACAGAGAUCGUGAGAGGAGGGAGAAGAACUAAAUCUUGGUACAAAAGUUUUGUCUGAAAGGUAUUGAUGUGUGAGAGAUGAAUGCUACAGAAUACCUGGUGAUACAAUUAUUAUUUAUACAUUAACAUGAAGAGAUCUGUUUGGAAGAUGCAGGAGUUUCAGCAUUGUGUUGUGCCAAGCAACAGUUGUGUAACUUUAGUUGUGUCUCAUUGAUUUACUCAAACUUUACUAUAACAAUGAAUACGUAAAGCAAAUUAAUACGUGUACAAUCUAGGGUGGAGGAAUAGAGGAUAUUCUGACAGAUUCGUCUUCGUGUCGUGUGCAGAUCGAAAUCCGUCCGUUAUUUCCUUCUGUUGCAUUCAUCUUUACACAAGAGGAACAACUUGAAUCUGGAUUUUUUCACUGUAGCAGUACUUUGCUUUAUUUAUUUAUGACCACUGUGUAUUAUUUUAGUUUGAGAACUUUUUAAGGUUUUCUUGUAAAUGAGUUAAUAUUUGUAUGCAUCACAUAAUCCCAUAACAUUUAUUACUUUGAUGUUAAUACCAAUGAUAAGUUUGUAUUUAGAGUGUCACUGAAUAUGUGUACAUGUGCCGUUUUGUGUCUAUAUUUACAGUCACUUUUGCCAUGAUUUUUUUGGUUGUUGUAUAUAGUCAUGUUCACUGUAACAAUCUUUCAAGCAAAAUCCCUCCCAAGAGUAUUUUUAGAAUGUAAAAUAGAAAGAGUAUUUCUGUAUUUUGAAUGGAAAACUGCUAAAUAUUAGAAACCUGAGGAAAAGUGCAGGCCCAGCCGGAAUUCACGUAUAUGUGUUCUUAUUACCAUAUAAGCAGAAUUUUUAGCGAGGAUUUAAUUUUUGCAUUAUUAGCAACAGUGUUGCGAUCGCUAGCAUUGAAUAUCGCCAAUAUUUAUUCAAUAUCAGAGGUAAUAACUAUCUUUCUUAGAAUGAUAAAGUCACUAAAAUUAGCUCCCGCUAAAUAUAUAUACUCGUGAUUUAUGAACAUAUCACUAAAAAUUCCACUUAUGCGGUAAUAUAUUUUGAUUCCAAUAUACAUGUAGUUAGUUUUCUGUUUGGUAGGAUUUUUUGCUUACAGCAGAGAUGUUGAAUAACUGGCUUUCAUAGUGCUGUAGCUUCAUACAAGUGUUUAACAUUCCUGCAUGUGAACAUUCCUUCAAAUUUUGAACACUGGGAACUUUGAACUGAUGACUUAGCUUGCUACAACAAGCUCAAACACAUUUUUACAUUUAUCUCCUGUCUGCUACAAUUAGCUCAUGAUUUAUUUGUCUCCUAGAUAUAUAUGUAUUUGAAACGAGAUUUUAAAAGCUCAAUAACGAUUGGUAAAACAAGUAUCCUGUGCAUUUUCUUUUUGGUAGAAUGUAGUAUACACUGUAUAGAAAUAAAUCAUUGUUCAGUAGAAAACUCAGUACACCAUUGUUGAUGUUUUCUCCUUGUGUGUGUAUUUUUCCUUGAAUAAAGUUGAACAUGCA
Ostrea edulis (European flat oyster) is the source of this 2330-nucleotide messenger RNA. RefSeq names its product myeloid leukemia factor 1-like. Gene Ontology annotation, cellular component: nucleus; cytoplasm. The record is from RefSeq and is a predicted model, not a curated record. Lineage: Eukaryota; Metazoa; Mollusca; Bivalvia; Ostreida; Ostreidae. Gene Ontology annotation, biological process: regulation of DNA-templated transcription. The coding region runs from base 137 to 880 and encodes 247 amino acids. The transcript is spliced from 6 exons.